Messenger RNA from Sclerotinia borealis F-4128, 861 nucleotides. The record is from the annotation of a GenBank genome assembly. Lineage: Eukaryota; Fungi; Ascomycota; Leotiomycetes; Helotiales; Sclerotiniaceae.
AUGGUAUCAUUGAAAGCUUUUUUGAUUACAUUCACCGCUGUGGCGACGGUCUCGGCAUACCCUGCCAAUUCGAGUUUUGAACUCGUUGAUCGAAGUGGGACACCUAGCUCCACUGGAACAAGUGGUGGAUAUUAUUACUCUUUCUGGACAGAUGGUGGUGCAGCUGUCACUUACACAAAUGGUGCCGGCGGUGAAUACAAUGUUCAGUGGUCAGGAAAUGGAAACUUUGUUGGUGGAAAGGGCUGGAAUCCUGGAAGUGCCUUGGCCGUUACCUAUGGUGGCACAUAUAGCCCAAAUGGAAACAGUUACCUUUCCCUUUAUGGUUGGACUACAUCACCUCUCAUCGAAUACUAUAUUGUCGAAAAUUUCGGUACAUACAAUCCAAGCACUGGAGCUACUCUUAAGGGUACUGUUGUUAGUGAUGGGGCUACCUAUAACAUAUACCAAACACAACGUGUGAAUCAACCAUCCAUUAUUGGUACUGCCACCUUCUAUCAAUAUUGGUCUGUUAGACAAUCCAAACGAACUGGUGGUACUGUAACAACCGGAAAUCACUUCAAUGCAUGGAAAGCUCUCGGAAUGAAUAUGGGUAGUUUCAAUUACCUGAUAGUCGCAACCGAAGGAUACUUUUCCAGUGGAUCGGCCGAUAUAACUGUUGGAGGUUCAAGUGGAGGUGGAGGUGGAGGUGGAGGUGGUAAUCCUGUAACCACUACCACAAGUGGUAGUACACCUACGUCACCACCGAGCGGUAGCUGCGGUGCUUUGUAUAGUCAAUGUGGCGGUAUUGGAUUCAACGGUUCCACAUGCUGUGCCUCUGGAACUUGUAAAUUUUUCAGCUCAUAUUAUUCUCAAUGCUUGUGA